Molecule: messenger RNA, 1128 nt
Organism: Ylistrum balloti
Lineage: Eukaryota; Metazoa; Mollusca; Bivalvia; Pectinida; Pectinidae
Product: carbohydrate sulfotransferase 3-like
Exons: 3
Coding region: 1-1128 (375 amino acids)
Biological process (GO): N-acetylglucosamine metabolic process; sulfur compound metabolic process
Molecular function (GO): N-acetylglucosamine 6-O-sulfotransferase activity
Source: RefSeq, a predicted model, not a curated record
AUGCAUUCUCGACGUAGAAGGUUCUGUACCCGGCACACCCCAUUCCUGACCCCACGGGCCAUCGUCUUAUGGCUCGUGCUUGGCACGGGGCUGCUGUAUUAUUCCCUUACAUCCCUGUACGAUUACCUGUAUCCUGUACGGAACCGCUCUAUGGUGCUCGUAGUUGCGUACAUGCGAAGUGGGUCCAGUUUGGUGGGCGACAUUCUUCAGCAGCAUCAGUCGAGUUUCUACGUGUUCGAACCUCUCCGGUCUGCUACCGAACUCGCCUACAGCAACCAAUCUAUAACAUUCUAUAACAGUUCUGUCAGGAAAUAUAGCUCAAGGGAGGAGAUAGCGCGUCUACAUGCUGACCUUCUUUAUAAUUGGUUCACUUGCAACUUCACUAACCUUGACCUUGGUGCUUUGACGUCAGAUUACCUUAGAUUCUACAGUGCCUCAACUCUUCCCUAUCACAAAUGCCUUCAGUGGAACGGACGUGACGUCAGCUCCGUGACGUAUUGCCUUGGUUACAUGCAGUCAUACUGUGAACACAAAGAACUUAGGACUAUAAAAACCAUCCGUCUCAAUCUGGAGACUGUUGAAAUUCUGUUAGGACGGUUACCAAGGUUACGGGUCAUACAUCUUAUAAGGGACCCACGUGCUAUAAUCCAUUCAAGAGUGCGCGUUAAACUCUUGAGGUGGGAGAAUAUUCGAAAAGAAGCUACUGACCUUUGUGCCAAAAUAUCCACAGAUAUUUCGUUAUCCGUAGAACUGAAACACAAAUAUCCUGAACGAUUUAAAGUUCUGUUGUAUGAGAAUCUAGCAGAACGUCCCGAAGAGAUUUCUAGUAAAAUAUAUAGGUAUGCUGGGAUAGACAUGAAGUCUUACGUUGUAGGUUAUGUACGGUACCUGACUAUAUACGGACGGGGUAUAGAGUGUUUCUGGUGUACGCAGAGGGGAAACUCUAAAAGGACAGCCUUACUCUGGCGGAUAUACACACUGUACACUCAUGUACGGACAGUUGAUGCGGUCUGUGGUAUGGUGUAUCACAUGGUCGGCUACCAACCAAUCACUAACGAGAUUACACAACUUCGUAACCUGUCACACCCACUAAGAAAAAUGGUGAACUUCACGGCUGGGUCACUGUAA